Molecule: messenger RNA, 540 nt
Organism: Penicillium maclennaniae
Lineage: Eukaryota; Fungi; Ascomycota; Eurotiomycetes; Eurotiales; Aspergillaceae
Product: translation machinery-associated protein 16
Exons: 3
Coding region: 1-540 (179 amino acids)
Cellular component (GO): nucleus
Source: RefSeq, a predicted model, not a curated record
AUGCCUCAACGCAAUCUCCAGAAGGUGCAGAAGCACAUUACGAAGAAGCGUGGGGCCGUUGGCUCCAUGCACGAGAACAGUCGCGACGCCCACCGGUUACGUCGUGCUGGUGCCCGUGACGAGCGCUUAAUCAAGCAUGGGCAAAAUGUUGACAAAGGCCGUCGGCCUUACCUCGACCGAAUCUGGUACUUCUACGAAGCUGCUCAAUCGCUUGAAAAUCCCCUCUCUGAUACCGAAUUGUCCGAGAUGGUCAUCAAGUACAUCAAUCGUGACGAGGAAGAGCUCACACAGCUUCAGCAAGAGCGACGCAAGGGCCGGCCGCCGAUCCGACGUGAGGAAGCCUUGACCCAGCGGGUCGAGACCGAGCAGAAGGAAUUCAAGACUGGGUUCUGGAUGCCGGACAUGAGUGAUCUCGAUGUUCUCCUUGGUCUUAAGAACUGGAACCGACAGUGGUCGGGUCUGAGCCAGUUGAAGUUCGUUCGCUUGACCCAAGCCGGAGACAAGCAGUCCUCAAGUUUCCCGCCUAAGAGCAUCUCAUGA